Molecule: messenger RNA, 768 nt
Organism: Coprinopsis cinerea okayama7#130
Lineage: Eukaryota; Fungi; Basidiomycota; Agaricomycetes; Agaricales; Psathyrellaceae
Exons: 4
Coding region: 1-768 (255 amino acids)
Source: RefSeq, a predicted model, not a curated record
AUGACGAAAACCAAAGGUCGUGGAGGGAAAAGGUCUAGGGCGAAUCGUACUUGGAAGGACGAUGACGCGGGCGGUGAACAGUCAGAGAAAUCCAAGGCCGCGGAAGCAAAUUAUGUGGCCAGCGCAGGUAUCAGUACUGGCGACAAAGCUGGGGGGCCGUCGCCAACCUUCGAUACAGAGCGGUUAGCGGAGGAGUAUGAUGUGGCGGGCAGUUCAGUCGCAACUUUGGGCAAACCCGCGGACCGAUUGCCUACCCUCGACACGGCGGCUUUAGCGGAGGAGUACAACAUUGGGAGCAGCCCUCCAAAGCUCCCGCAAACUGCUGUGGACACUGCGUUAUUGGCCGCGGACUAUGACGUUUGCAGCAGCCCAUCGAUCAGCGCCGCGAAGUACGAUACUGCCGCCCUAGCUGCCGAUUACCAUGUCGGUACCUCACAGCAAACAGGAAUAACAGCUGAAGGACCCAAAUCCCCAAUCGAUUCUUCCGCGGCCGCCUUGGGAGAGACAUCUGACAACUUGAACACCAACACUGCUAUCCUCGCUAGGGAAUAUUUUGACGAUCCAGUUCACGCAGAAAUUCCUUUGAUGUGGGACCCCUUCAUGUACCAGGAGAAUGCUGAGGAUUUUGCCUUGGAUGACUUUCGCCAAUCUUCUGUGGCUGCAAGUGAUGAUGAGAUGGAUGGAGGGGAAUGUAGUGAUGUUACCCUGGUCGGUAUUCGCGCCAGAUGUCGGGAGUCACUAUGGACUCCUAUAUCGCAGAGAAAUUGA